AUGUCCCGCAGCGGGCCGGUCACCCAGGACUGGGAGCCCGUCGUCGUGCGCAAGAAGCUGCCCAACGCCGCCGCCAAGAAGGACGAGAAGGCCGUCAACGCCGCCCGCCGCGCCGGCGCCGACAUCGACAUCUCCAAGAAGCAUAAUGCUGGGACAAACAAGGCUGCCAAUAGCGGCACAUCGCUCAACACAAAGAGGCUUGAUGAUGAUACAGAGAAUCUUGCUCAUGAGCGUGUGCCGUCAGACCUGAAGAAGGGCAUUAUGCAGGCUAGAAUGGACAAGAAACUCACACAGGCACAGCUUGCACAGAUGAUCAAUGAGAAGCCACAAGUCAUCCAGGAGUACGAGUCUGGCAAGGCCAUCCCGAACCAACAGAUCAUUGCUAAGCUGGAAAGGGCUCUUGGUACAAAGCUGCGAGGCAAGAAGUGAAGGCCGGCUCACAUCUGACAGGAGCUCAGGCUUUCAAGAGAGCUUGGCUGGGCAAGUUUUACCGCUAAAAUUGAUGUUGGCUAAGACCUUAUAGAGCCAGUCUACUAAAUCAUGCGACCCUAAGAAACCC
This is a messenger RNA of Lolium rigidum, 559 nucleotides long. RefSeq names its product multiprotein-bridging factor 1a-like. Gene Ontology annotation, cellular component: nucleus. NCBI's taxonomy places the organism in Eukaryota, Viridiplantae, Streptophyta, Magnoliopsida, Poales, Poaceae. The transcript is spliced from 4 exons. The coding region runs from base 1 to 429 and encodes 142 amino acids. Gene Ontology annotation, molecular function: DNA binding. The record is from RefSeq and is a predicted model, not a curated record.